Messenger RNA from Pseudoliparis swirei, 2375 nucleotides. Its product is annotated as low-density lipoprotein receptor-related protein 8-like. The record is from RefSeq and is a predicted model, not a curated record. Bases 23 to 2056 code for a protein of 677 amino acids. The transcript is spliced from 12 exons. Lineage: Eukaryota; Metazoa; Chordata; Actinopteri; Perciformes; Liparidae. Gene Ontology annotation, molecular function: protein binding; calcium ion binding.
CGCCGCCGUGGAGGACACGAGCAUGGCGCACCUCGCCGGGCUCCUGCUGCUGCUCGCGCCGUGGAGCGCGACUCUCACCUGGGGUGCCUCUCCGUGUCAGAAAGGUGAGUUCCCGUGCCGCAGCGGCCGCUGUGUGUCUGCUCGUCUUCGCUGUGACGGCGUGGACGACUGCGGCGACGGGAGCGACGAGGCGGCGUGCCCCGGCUGCUCCGCCCCCGGCUGGUUCUCCUGCGGGCCGCCCGACGCCUGCCUGCCCAGAGAGCGUGUGUGUGACGGGCGCCGCGACUGCAGAGACGGGCGUGACGAGGCUCCGCCGCGGUGCCGCUCGUCCGGGCCGCCGCCGCCGCCACCCAGCACGCCGCCGCCGUGCACGCCGGCCGAGUUCCGGUGCGGAGACGGCCGCUGCAUCCGCCAGAGCUGGAGGUGUGACCACGCGGAGGACUGCUCCGACGGCAGCGACGAGGACGCCUGUGGUGAGUCUCUGGAGGAUGCAGUUCACCGACCCGCCAGCAGAGGGCGCCGUGGCACCGCUCUACAGUUACCUUCAGCCGCUGCUCUUAUUCUAGAUCAGGACGAGUGUCUGCUGGAUAACGGCGGCUGCUCUCAUGUGUGUGUGGACGAGCCGCUCGGCUUCCACUGCGCCUGCCCCCCCGACAUGAGGCUGCUGGGGGACAGCCGCUGUGAAGAGCUGGACGCCUGCCUGCAGAGCGACGGCUGUGACCAGCUGUGCCUUCAGCUCAACGGCAGCUUCACCUGCAGCUGCAGCCGCGGCUACCAGAGGACGAGCAGCGGGGGCUGCAGCGCGACGGGCGCUGAGGCUCAGCUGGUCUUCAGCUCCUCUGAAGGACUUCGCUGGAUGAGCCUCUUUGAGUUGGAGCACGGGGAACCAGGACCAGGACCACAGGGACCAAGACCUGGUCCAGUGGGACCAGGACCAGGCCCGGUGGCAGCUCUGGCCUCCAGCCGGUCUCUGUUCUGGUCCAGCCGAGGCUCCGUGUUCAGAGUCUCUGUGGACGGACCGGAGGAGGGUCCGGCGCUGGUCCUGACGUUUGAAGGUUCGGCAUCGGGUCUGGCCGUGGACUGGAUCCACCGGCUGCUCUACUGGACCAGCACGGAGAGCGGUUCUGUUCACGUGGGCCUGCUGGACGGUUCUGCUCAGCGCCGGCUCGUCACGGGGCUGGAGAACCCGUCGGCGGUGGCUGUGGAUCCUCUGCAGGGACACAUCUUCUGGGCUCAGUGCGGCGCCGCCCCUCAGAUCGUGCGGGCCAACCGGUCCGGGGGGGACCGGGUGGUUCUGGUCUCCUCCGCGCUGCGCCGGCCCGUCGCUCUCUCUCUGGAUGUUCCUCGCCAGCUGCUGUUCUGGGCCGACCGGGGAACCCGGAGCAUCUCCAGGGUCUCUCUGGAGGGCCGGCACCGCAAGACCGUGGUGGAGUCCAACGGGUACCUGGACCGGCCCCUCGGGCUGGCUGUGUUCGAGGGUUUCGUGUUUUGGACUGAGGAGGCGACGCGCUCCCUCUGCAGAGCGAGUAAACACGACGGCCUCCAGCUGCAGGUCCUGCUGUCCAACAUCAGCUCCCCGGGAGGGCUGGCUGUCCAUCACCCGGCUCUCCAACCCAAAGGGCCGUCUGCAUGCGGCCCGGCCUGUGUGGGCCGGUGUGCCGUGACCCUGACCCCGGGCCUGGAGUUCAGCUGCUCUGCUGCCGACGCCUCCUUCCCCGGGACGCUCUCUCUUAUCGCCUGCUGCUGGUGCUUCUGGCUCUCUGCUGGUGGAAAGAGGAGUUCAGGUACUUCAAGUCUCUCACUGAGCAGAGCUUCUCCCUCAAAGAGUCCCAGGACCCCCUCAUCCAGGACCCCCUCCUCAUCAUCCAGGGUCCAAACACAUGUCUCAUCAAGGAAACUCUGCUGCAGCCGGACCGCCUGGACGGAGAAUGAAGAGACGCCGACGACGGGCCGGUGGACUGAUGGUACCGACCGGUGGACUGAUGGUACUGACCGGCGGCGUCACCACGACCCCGCGGUGAUCUCGUGGCGGCCGUUAAAAUCACAAAAGAAAUGACCCGUUGGUGAACAGCAGAGUUCAGACAGUGAAAGCUUCUCAAACGGUUCUGAUCCCCCAGAGUUCUGGUCCUGCACAGUUCUGGUCCUCUAGAGUUCUGUUCCCCCAGAGUUCUGGUCCUCCUGUUUCUCCUCCGUUGCGGUUGAGGGGUCCACGGAGCUGCUCCUGGGUGUGGUGUAGUGGUCCGGUUCUGUUGGACCGGGUCUGGGUCUCUCAGGGAGACGUGACUCUGUGUGUUUGGUAUUUAUUUCUAACGAGGUUUAGUGUCGUGUCCUGUAACGUUGAGUUAAUGAAUAAAGUUUUGUCCACACGUCAUAAA